ACACACGAAUCAUCACUCAUUAUAUAUCCACCCGAGUCCGAGAAGGUCGUCGAAGUAAAAUACUGUUACUCGGUCUUUAAAAAUGGAAAUAUCAAACGGAAUGGUUCUUUUAUGGAAAAGUAUGGUUCUCAAGUCAAUAUAGGAGAGAUAGCCGGAAUGGGGAAAACAUCUCAGCUCAUUUGUUUGAGAUUCACCGAUGACGAGAUUGAUAAUCCGGAACGAACAAGCACUUCAGAGGAGAAAAUUGACAAUGAUAUCAAUGAUAAAACAGAUGGAAAAAAUACAUCUAAUGAGCAAGAAUUCUUAAAAACGGCUAAAACGCCAGUCUACAUAGAUGACGACAUUCCAAAGGAGAUGAAAAAGGAAACAACACCGUGCAAAAACAGCAAGUUGGAAAUGAUCAAUUUGAACGAAUUUGUGAGGUCGAAGGACAUCUUCCAACAACUGGGAAACUGGGUUGGAAUGCGAUAUGGCGGAGUUGUGUUCGACAGUGAGGUUGACGCGAUGAACAGUUCAACGUUUAAUAAAAAACUCUCUGGUAAGAGACAUUUGUAUGUAAUGCUACAGACAGAAAAAGGCAGGAUAAUUGGUUUAUACGUAUCAAGUAAGGUCAAACAAGCUGAUCAAAUACAAACCACUUUCAUAGUUGAUGACAAACAUUUUUUGAUCGAGUUCGAUGGGUUUGAGCUGAAACGAUACAUAAAAGGCAAAACACGACGAGUGAUGUCGGUUGAGUCGCUGAACUCAAAGUAUAUAUUCGAGCUCAGUGAGGGGUUUUCAAUCCACGAAAAUGGUGAGGUUGUUAUUUUCCCAGAGGAAAGAGUUGGUGAGAAUUACAAAGGAAUUGGAACAGUGGAACAUUUUUUUGGUAUCAAUAAAGACGAACAUGUAAAGAUAGAAAGGGUGAUUGUAAUCGAAAUGGGUGGAGACGAAACUGAAGUCACCAAAUUUUACGGCGAGAUGAUGAAGUGUGACGUUGCGGUUGAGAGUUCUGGUAAGUGGAAUGAUUUGAGUCAGGGAAAUCGACUACUAAUCACAAAAACUAAAAUUGUUGAAGGGCAAAAACACACAUCCGAUUCAACACAAUUGUUUGCCUCGAUAAACGAGGGGAACUUUCUUGAUUUGUUUUCAAAGAAGAUCAAGAGCAAAAUGUAUAAAAUAGUUUUUGACUCGUCUGAUAUGGACUUGUGCGCAAAGGUGAUCAACCAAGUCUUGGGAAAGACGAAGAAAACCAGCGUCUUUAUGGAAUUGGAAAAUGGGUUUAUUUGUGGUACCUACCAAGAAAGUUCACCAAUCCCACUUGGCAUUACCGAAAAAACAUUUGUUUUCUCGACUGCUGCAUUUGCAUUUGUCGUGAAAAGCCCAACCUCGCAAUCGCCUUUGUUUUUUGACAAAGUUUCCUCGAAUUUGUCAUACACCUUGCGGCCCGACGAUAAAAUUGGUUCUUUGUCGUUUGAUAUGCUUUUCACGAUUAAGUCAACGGGAGAAUUUUAUGUGCAAAACAGAAUGAGGGAUGCUUUCAGUGGCUUAGGCAAUGUGGAAAACUUUGCAGGUGUUGCGUAUCCCCAAAUAUCCAAGUUGAAGUCGAUGGUUAUUAUUGAGUGGUACUAG
Messenger RNA from Entamoeba invadens IP1, 1611 nucleotides. RefSeq lists its product as hypothetical. The transcript has a single exon. The annotation marks the transcript as partial. The record is from RefSeq and is a predicted model, not a curated record. Lineage: Eukaryota; Evosea; Mastigamoebida; Endamoebidae.